Molecule: messenger RNA, 1214 nt
Organism: Owenia fusiformis
Lineage: Eukaryota; Metazoa; Annelida; Polychaeta; Sabellida; Oweniidae
Source: the annotation of a GenBank genome assembly
UCUGUGUGUCUUUCCGGUUGAAAACAUUUUUACUUUUCUUUACUUUUCUCUCGCACAAAACCAUGAGUAAAAUAAAUAUCAAGGGUUUGAAGGCGCUGAAAGUUGCACAAAAUAAAGCUAGUUCAUCAAAGAAAAAGGAAGAUACCUCAUAUGACUUGGAGCAGCAGUUCAUUUUGAGAUUGCCACCGGGCCCUGCAAUAGCACUACGAAGAGAAAUUCAAAGUGGCUCCCCAUACUUAAAAGACAAGUUAUCCAUUGAGCUUACACCAGACCUUCGGCAUGGCAAUGUCCGAUAUGGUGGGCAAGUACUUAAUGCAAAGGUUAUGGAUCUGCCAUCUAUACUAGAGUCACUGAAAACAACUGAUCGUAAGACAUUCUACAAAACAGCCGAUGUCUCUCAGAUGUUAAUAUGUUCCGACCAGAUGUUCAUAGAACCAGACCCUGCAGAAAUGAAGAAAAAAGAAAAGGAGAAGAAAUACCAGUGGGGACAUGGAAUUACUCCACCUUUAAAGAAUGUCAGAAGUAGGAGGUUCAGGAAGACAUUGAAAAAGAAGUAUGUUGACCAACCUGAUGUUGAAAAAGAAGUGAAGCGAUUGUUCCGAACUGAUAACGAGGCUAUUGACGUCAAGUGGGAAGUAGUUGCCGAUGACGACAAACCUGUUGAAGAAGAACAAGAUGGGAUGAUCAUGAAAGGGGAGACUUCAAAACGCAAUAUUAUGAUGGACACUGGCUCGAAACCGAGCGAAAUGAGCCUUCUUGCCCUCGCUGAACAUGACAUCUUUGGUGAUGUCAGUAGCUCUGAUGAAGAUAACGAUGACAUGGAUAAAGAUAUUAAUGUCAUGGACGAUGAUGAUGAGGCAAUGACCCCCCGUGGUGGCACCCCUAGAGCCCUAUCUGCCGUCCCUAGUGAUACAAUGGAUUCUUAUGAUCUAGAGAGUAGUGUCAACAUGACCCAACAGAUGUCAAUGGAUAUGGGAGACUACUCGAACAUGGAGGGUGGCGAUGUCAACAUUGAGUUGCAGGCAAAACUUGAAGAGUUGAGCAAUCAGUUGGUUGAAAUUAAGGAAAGGAGACAAGGACAAGAGAGUCAGCUUGCUAUCAUUGACAAUCCUGCUCUGAGGGCAAGAUUCCAAGAUGAGCUCAAUGACCUGAUACAGCAGGAAAAUGAAAAACAAAAGGAGUAUGAGAUCUUAGCCUCAAUGCUUAAAGGAUGA